This is a messenger RNA of Parnassius mnemosyne (clouded apollo), 3426 nucleotides long. NCBI's taxonomy places the organism in Eukaryota, Metazoa, Arthropoda, Insecta, Lepidoptera, Papilionidae. The record is from the annotation of a GenBank genome assembly.
AGUCAAGUCAGUCGGGAAUCAAGAAUCAAUCUACAAGUCAGUCUCGUUCCAAUCUCAGUCUCGUUCAUACAUCGUUACUAAGUCGUUUCUAUAUCUUUACUAAAUCUUUACUAUAUCAUUCUAAGUCCCAGUUAUUCUAAAUCCUAAGUUAAAUAAAUCUUAUUGUUAAUUCUAACCAAUUAUAUUGUGUUGUGUAAAUAAAAUCGUUUUUUCAAAACCUCUAUCCACGGUCCCGUAUAAUAUUGGUGGCAGCGGUGGGAUACGAAAAUCCCCUACCCGAAUACGUUUCCGAAGAAAUAUAUUAUCCAAGAAUUAAUAAACCGAACUCUAACAAGUGCAACUAAAUCAAAGUGAAAAAUAAGUAAAAUUAAAAGUUUAAACAAAGUGAAAGUGCAUCAAGAAAAUCAACAUCCAGCCUGUUCCAAGCACAGGCCUUCUGCAUCAACCAGCAUCCUACUCAUCACCCUCAUCAUCCUCACUAGCACACAGGGGUGUGUCUCCAGCAUACAAUGAACACAAAUGCAAGAUUAUUCAUCAUUCUAUCACUACUCCUGUAAGUGAUCUUCUUUAAACAAUUAUUAUUGAACUCAGAGCAAAGACAUUCUUUAAUUUAAUUUAAAAUAUAAUUUAUCUCCUAACCAUUUCAUUUUCAUGUUACAAUAUUUCAAAUUUAAACUGUAUUCAUUGUUCUAUGCAUUAACUGUGAUUUCAUUGUUGAAUGUAUUUAUGUUACGAUAAGCAUUAGUUAACAUUGUUCUGUGUUGUGUUGUUCAUUGUUAUAUAGCCGAUAAGCGGUCUACGAUUUAAUUUUAAUUUGUAAUAACUACUUCAAUACCACAAUGAGUAAAUGUGAAGAAACUCCCUGUGCCUCUAAAAACUUACCAAUGCGCGGUGAAGCUGAGGAAAAAUUUGUAGAAAUCGGUGUGUUAUUAAAAUUCAUUAAACCUUUUGAUGGAUCACGAGGAAAACUAAAUCCGUUCAUAUCCAAUUGCCAAAAUGCUUACAGUUUAGCUUCCAAAUCACAAAAAUCGAUAUUAUUUAAAUAUAUACUUAGCCAAUUAGAAGGUAGGGCGGAAACAACGUGCAGCAUAAAAGAUUUCGAAUCGUUUGAACAGUUUUUAGAAUUUUUAAAACAACAGUUUGGUGAAAGAAAGCAUUACUCUCACCUCCUGUCAGACCUACAGGAUUGCAAACAGAACGCCACAGAAUCAGUAAAUCAAUUUGCUUUAAGGAUAGAAACAUGCCUAGCUAAAUUUCUAACUGAAAUAAAUAUUUCCAUCCCAACUAAAAGGAAAACGGAACUAUCAGGUCGCGUAGCAGCUAUGGAGGACCUAGCCCUCCACACAUUCGUAAUAGGACUCCACCCACGUUUAUCCCAGAUAGUCAGGUGCCGCGACCCUGACUCUUUAAAUUCAGCCGUGAACUUCGCAGUUGCCGAAGAAAAGAUCCUCUCCAGCAUAGGGAAAAGACCUCAACCGCCACAAUCUCAACCUAUAUACAACGAAAGACGAUCGCCGCCCCGUCGUAACAUACCUUUUCAACAAAACUACCGCACCGACAAUUUUAGGCCCAACACUAAUGUAUUUUGUCGAUAUUGUAAGAGUGUCGGUCACACCAUAGAGAACUGUCGUAAACGCCAAUACAACCAUAGCAAACAACAAUUCGGUACAUCAACCUCACAAGGUCCACCUCAUAUAUUCCAGCAGCGUGGCGAACACACACCGCAUAAAAUCCACUCUGUCGAACAGGUGGGCAUGUUAGACCAAGGACACGAUGAGGUUGACCAUAAUUUAAACGAAUAAAGGGCUCUCGGCGGUGUCCCGCGGGUCCAAGGCCUCGUAUACACACUAUUUCAAUUCCAAACGACACCUCCACUGUAUCUACUGUAUCCAAUCGACUUAACCGACAGGGUAACCAGCCCCAAACUGACAAGUCGAACUCCACUGUAUCCACUGUAUCCAAUCGACUUAACCGACAGGGUAACCAGCCCCAAACCGACAAGUCGAAUAUCACUGUAUCCACUGUAUCCAACCGACUUAACCGACAGGGUAACCAGCCCCAAACCGACAAGUCAAACAUCACUGUAUCCACUGUAUCCAAUCGACUUAACCGACAGGGUAACCAGCCCCAAACCGACAAGUCAAAUAUCACUGUAUCCACUGUAUCCAAACGACUUAACCGACAGGGUAACCAGCCCCAAACCGACAACUCAAAUAUCACUGUAUCCACUGUAUCCAAACGACUUAACCGACAGGGUAACCAGCCCCGAACUGACAAGUCCAAUAUCACUGCAUCCACUGAAUCCAAUCUCCAUGCACGAAUCCCUGUAAAACUUACCAAUCCUAAAGUCUCAUACGCAUCCGUUGCAGCAUCACACAUUCCUAACUCGCAUAAGAUAUCCUUGCAACCCACUGAAUCUGUUCCUCCGGUCAAACAUUCCAAACGCAUUAACUUCCAGAACCAGCAUAACUUAAAUCCAAAUGUCACAUCGCUUCCAGCGCACAACCUGAAAUCAGAAACAAGACAAAUUAAAGUUUAUGAAAUAAAUAGUAAUAUAGAGAAAAGAUACUUACCUCAUGUUAUGAUACAAACAUCCGUUGCAACAAAGCCAUUAUCCUUCCUAGUAGAUACCGGUUCAUCUGUAAGCCUACUAAAAUCAAAAUCCAUAUCAAACCUUCCAGUUCUAAGUAAUGAGAUAAUAACACUUAAAGGAAUCGACCCCGGAGACGAAACAACUCCUACAUUAGGCAGCUUCCCAAUGAAAAUAUACAUAAACUCUUAUAAAUAUUUUUCACACGAAUUUCAUGUUGUUCAAGAUCUUAACCUAAAUCAUGAUGGAAUUAUCGGUAACGAUCUUAUUAGGGACUUUCAAUGCCAAAUCAAUUUGUCUCAAGGAAUGCUACAAAUAGGUUCUAAUUCAAUUAAACUCAACUUUUCCGAACCCGUGUAUACAAUCUCCCCUCGCACGGAAACUGUAAUCGAAUGUACAGUUAAUAACCCAGAAGUUCGCGAAGGAGUGAUUCUAGAUCAACACAUCUCUAACUCGCUAUUAAUUGCAAAUUGUUUAGUUAAAGUAAAGGAAAACAACCGCGUCAAUAUUACAGUAGUAAACACUUCCGAGAAACCUGCUAUAAUUCACCCAAAUCUUAAUUUAAAAAUAGAGCCAGUACAGCUUGAAAACACCAUAGCUUUUUCCAAACCAUCAGUCUACAACGUGUCAAAAAGGACAAACGAAGUCCUCAAACAAUUAAGAACCUCUCACCUUAAUAGCGAAGAGAAAAACGCUUUAUUGGACAUAUGUUCGAACUAUUCAGAUAUAUUCCACCUCCCAGACGACCAACUCACGUGCACCACUGCAAUCGAACAUAAAAUUAAAACUAACACAGACGUCCCUAUCCAAACAAAAUCCUAUAGAUUCCCCGAAUG